CAAGUUCAAGUCAUACAACAAGUCAGCCACCAGCUUUAAUUCAACUCCUGUGGUAUUAAAAAUGGAAGAAAUUGCCAAAAUGUUUGGCGGAGACAUUAUGACUAUAACUAAUCCAAUGUAUCCUCUCAAGUUUGAGCGUUUUGGUCAAGCUGACAUCGCAAAAGACCCGGAGUUUCAGGCGCACAUUGAAACUUUAAAAACCAUCGGCAGCCCAGUGCCGUGCGAAAUGCCUGCCAUGGCCAACGCUUAUGGAAGCAAGAGAAUAUAUAAAGCCGAAGGAAAAGCGAGAAAGUGUUAUAUGGCCGAAAACCCCGUACAAGGAGCCAAGGAAGCUUUGGCUAUUUCACCGUAUUGUCCUGAAGCAUAUAAUGUUAUGGCAAUGUUUGGUGCUGACAGUUAUUCAGAGGCGCUUGAGUUUUACAACAAGGCCGUUGAAAUUGCACCGAUGAUCAGCCCAGAUUUCGCCACAGAUGUUGCAGAAGGGAGAUGUUGGAGUAAAAAUCAUCUGCGAAGUUACUUCAGAGCCGUGCAUGGUCAAGCCAAUACUUUACGUAAAAUGAGACGCUACAAAGAAGCUUUAGAGAAGUAUUUACUUCUCGAGAAACUUGAUCCAAACUUUCACAGCUGGUCGUCGUAUGCCAACUGGCGUUUUCAUGUUCUGGAAGUGUACAUGAAGCUUGGUGACGACAGAGGUGCUCUUGCCUUUGCCUCCAAGAAAUCAAAUCAGCAAGCAUUUGGCCUUGCAUCGUCUGCAAGUGCGUGGUUUUGGAGCGUUGCGUUGCUUGAUUUCAGAUACAAGCGUACAAGAGGCUUUGCAAAGGAGUUUUACGAAAACAAUCAUAAACUUGGUUCAGUUUUCCCUCCUCCAGGUGCAAUAAUGUGUGCAUCUCAAGCUUCCUAUUAUGUUCUUGCCUUUCUCACUGGUGAACGAAAGUUACCAAAUUGCAGGAUCCCAUUCGUUAUGAGAUCUGAGAGCUCGUUAAGCAACGCAGCUGUGUAUUGCACAUCCAACAUUGAGUUGUGGAAUGAAACGCCAGGAGCUAUUGAGUGGGCAGCUAAGAACUGUCAUACGCAUUACUGCAUUCUGUUAUUGAAAAAAGAGAAAGAGAUCCUGGAUUUCCUCAAGAUCAAGCAAACCCUGUCAACUUUUAUGUCGUUCGUGAAGAAGGGGAUCUUUCUUGACAGCUCAUUGCCAGGAUUCGAAGGUGGUCUGGUCACUGAAGCUGUGAAAGCCAAUAUGGUUGAUCAUCUUGAAGUUUUACUGAAAGCUGGAGCUAAAGCUGUUGUUCGCCAUGGAAGAUGUGUUCCUCAAGCACUACAUAUGGCUUGCUAUUAUGAUCAUGAUCCCAAAAUUAUCAGGCUCUUAUGCAACUAUGGUGCUGAUCCGUCUGCUAAAUAUGGCCUGCAUUACUGUGCUAUUGAAAUGGCUGCUGAACAAGGAGCAUUUCGUGCACUCCGGGCUGCCAUCAGCUGUUUACCAGACGAGCCCGCUAGAAAGAAGAAAGAUCUGAUGAACGAUGUCCUUUUCGUUUUGUUCAAUACUUCAUGCUAUGAAUGUAUUAUGGGUACUGGUCCCAAAUGUCAACGUUGCGUGCAUGACUCCACUAGUCACUCCAAAGAUGCUUCGUUCACUGCUUGUGUUGACGUUGUCCUGGAAGCGGGUUAUGUUCCAUCAAGGAAGUAUCUAAUCCGGUUACACCAUUGUGAUAACUUCAAGCAAGAGCUAUUUGACCAUAUUCUCAAGAAGGCUGUCAAGGUUUCACCGUCCCUCAAAGAACUGGCUGACAUAACUUCAGAAGAGUCUUGGCAAAACAUGUGCAGUGUUUGUGGUGAGGAAGAUGUCAAGACAAAGAGAUGUUCUGCAUGUAAAAACAUUCGCUAUUGUUCGCAGAAAUGUCAAAGAGCCGACUGGAAGAGCCACAAAAAAGUUUGUUAUUGAGUGGAUGGGAUUUUGUUGAAGAAAAACGCAGUCAGAAACUAAAAAGUGACAAAAGUUUGCUGUUAAACACAAGAUAAUGUUGUUGUUCAAUUGUUGAGAUUCCCACAGUGUUGGCACUAUAGCAGUUAUAUGGACAUUGAUAAACUAUUGAUGAAACGUUUGUUAUUUACCUUGUGCACAGUUGCUAAAUUGCUAAAGCGAAGUAAAAUGCCUUUGGGCUGUCGAGAAUGUUCGAUGUGGCAUCUAAUUAUACCCCGGCGUUGGGAGUAUAUGUACACUAUGCAGUAAGAUUUGUUUACUUUUUGUUGAGUUAGCCUUUUUGAAAAAGUUAUAUACACGAGUGUAUUGUAUGUUAAAAACGAAAUAAAGUUCAUUGGCACAUUCAAUACACACUGCAUUGAUAAACGUGAACUUUCUUCUGCAGCCUGGUUAAAUUCAAAAAUGCUCUUCAAACACAAAGUGGACUCGUGU
Messenger RNA from Dendronephthya gigantea, 2410 nucleotides. RefSeq lists its product as uncharacterized. The transcript has 4 exons. The coding region runs from base 62 to 1939 and encodes 625 amino acids. NCBI's taxonomy places the organism in Eukaryota, Metazoa, Cnidaria, Anthozoa, Malacalcyonacea, Nephtheidae. Gene Ontology annotation, molecular function: protein binding. The record is from RefSeq and is a predicted model, not a curated record.